AUGAGCUCAAAAAAAUUAUUGUAUUAAGAAAUAGAUGUAACAUAUUAACUAAUGACAUAGUAUACAAAGCAAUAAUUGAGUCUUCAGAUGUCCCACUAAAAGACCACCUUAAAAGAAUUCAGUUCAUAUUUAAAAGAUUACUAAGGCAUUCUGAAAUCCAUCUCAGAAUAAUUAAUAAAAUUGACAAGAAAAGAAUUUACUUGCAGAGAAUUUGAAAAUAAAACUAUCAAAGAGUUCAUCGAUAAAAAUAUUAUCUCCACAUCCAAAAUUAGUGACAUUCUAGGACUAUUAUCAGAAAAUGUUAAUCAACUAGAAUAAGAUAUUGUUUAAACCUACCUAGAAAUCAAGCAAAACAAAGAAAAUUGUGAUCAAUAAAAAAAAGAAAGAGAUUAAUUAGUGAGUGCAAAAAAUGUUGAAAAAUAGUAGAUAGAUCAAUUCUCUUAAUCUGCAAUCAUAGCCAUGUAGAAUAAUAUUGAAGCUGCCAUCAUCUCAGAAAAGAAAAAAAAUGCCAAAAUCAUUGAUUCCUUUAAAAAAUUUUACAUCCAACAAAAAGAGCAUGCGGAGAUUAUUAGCAAAUAAUUAAUGCUAUAAAUACAAUUUUUUGAUACAGUCCAACCAGAAUAACAAGCCUUGGAAAGAAUAAAAAAUUAAUUAUAAGCCUAAUCUGUAAACCAAAGUGGUAAAGCACUCAAUACCUCAGGAGCAGGAUAAUCGAAAUAAACUGAAAAGCCCUCCAUUAAUGAAACUGAUCUCUUAUAGUCUCACAAAGACAAACUACUUGAAAUCAGAAAAAACUAUGCUAAUUGUUGCAAUACUAAAUAAUUGCCCAUUAUAAUUAAAGAUUAAGUUGGUAUAUUUAACAAUGAAAUCCCAAAUAAUAUGGAUCUCGCAAAGGAAUUCUAGCAGCAAGAAUUUUAUUAAUUCGCCUUAUUAAUGAUGCUCAGAUAUAAGUGUUAAAAUUAAGAUUGGCCACUUCUUGUAACUCACACAAAAAAUAAAUUCAAAAUUAAUUUAGCUUCUAUGAAACUAUUGGAAUAGUUUUCAACUACCAUUACUUCAAACAUGGAAUCAUCUGUUACUAAUUCCAUAUUUAUUUCUUUAAUCAAAGAUGCUUUGACCGUAAUCAAAACACCCUAACUAUACAAUGAAAUAAAAAAUAAUGAAAAGCAUUAUGUGAUUCUAAAAAAGCUUUUAUUGUUUUCCACUUUAAAUUAGUAUUGGGUCUAGUGUUUAUUAUUAUAGGCAUUUCACAUCCAAAAUUCCUAAUUAGAGCAAUAGAAAAAAUAUUUUACUAAUCUGCUUAAAUAGAUAAUAAUAGACGAAAAAGAUAUGGCUCAAGUAAGUUUUGAUUCUCAAGUUGAAGAAAUCUCUUAUCCAUUAAAUCAAUGCUUAUUAGAGCUUAUUCUAUCUGCAAUCAUAUAAGCAACAACUAUAGAUAUGGAUUUUGUUCCUUUAAUAUACUAAUUCGCAUAUGAUGUACUAAAACUGUCACCGGCACAUGUCAGCAUUACUUUACUCUCUUUAGUUUAUCAAAAAAUCUUAUAACCUGCCUUAAGAAUAAAAAACUUAGACAUCAAAGACGCUGUUGUUAUUACAUAAUAGUUAACCCAGUAAUUGUGGGAUAUUAUAAAUAAAGAAAAGGUAAUUAAUUAAUCCUAGUUGCAAUUUGUUUUGAAAUAGAAAAAUUCUGAUAGAUUAUAUAAAGAUUUAUUAGGACUUACAACUAGUUUUUGGUCCUAAUUACCAAGCGAUUAAUCGUUCCUAAUUGCAUUCAUGAAUUUAUUUUAUAUAGUUGCAAGCAUUUCGCUUGAGUUCACUGAAUGCCAAAAUACAAACGAUUUAAUGCUAAAAAUCAUGGAGUAAACAGGUCAUCAUUAUUACAGUAUGAUCAUUAAAAGGGAACAGUUUUAGUAAAAUCAAUUAACUGAAAAAACUUUUAAUUAAGUUUCCAUUCUGUUAUCUUUAAUGUGUAAGGAAUGCCUUGAAUUAAAAGAACAGUAUAUUGAUUAUUUUUAGAAGGGCAUAUAGCAUUUAUUACCUGAUAAUAAAAACAAUUAGAAUUUGUUUUUCCUUCAUUUUAUGACUGGAGCGUUGUCAGAAAUAUUCUUAAUCCUUCAAUAAGUUGAGCUCUGCAUCUAAAAAGGGUUAAUUCCUGAAGAUAAAAAUGGAAAUGCUUUUUCCAUAUGUUUCGCUUUAGCCUUAGUGGAUGAUCAAAUCUAACCUAAUAAUCUAAACUCCAAAGCAAUCCAAAUUAUUGGUCGAUCAAUAGAAAUGUGGUUUCAAUAAUCUCAAGAAAAUACAUUAAAAAUUUUAUAAUCAUUGCUUUCUAAGGAAAAAUAUCUUGAUGAAAGUUUGUCUUUCAAAGAACUUAUGCAACAAACAUAAACUAAAAGUAUCGAAGACUUUUGUUCGAUUUUAUUUAAAUCCUUAGAAGCUUUGCAAUAAGUGGUUAAAUUUAAGAAUGAUAAUCUUUUCAAAAAAACAAUUAAUAGCAAAAUGGAACAUAUACUCUACACUGCUAUAUUAAUGUAUUUGGAAUAGAUGGAAUAAAAUCUUCAACAAAGAGCAAAUUUAGUAACGCCCUGGUUUCCUGCAGUAGUAAAAAGUAAAUAAAGCAUUCCUCUUGAUUAAAAACAAUUAGCAUAACAAUAAAUACACCUUGUUAUUGAAAUGAUGAUGAGAAUUUGUAAUCUUAAUUUCUUGUAAUAAUAAUUCUAGCAUCUAAAAGAAUAAUUAAAACUUGAAGCUCUAGAUCAUCUCACCAGUGAUUUCAAUACUAAGGGUAAAGCAAUUUGCAAAAGUAUUUCAAAAAUUCUUAUUAACGAAAUUGUCUCUCCUAAUUUAUUUAGUCCUCUCCAUUAAGAUUUAAAAUCAAUGACUGAUGCAAAGAGUUACUAGUAAAAAUCAGAAUGGUCUAUGCUUCAAUAAAUAGAUGAAAUUAAGGAUUUUUUUGUAAUAUUCAAUUAGAAGCUACCAGUUAACUACUUCCCUGUAUUUUAUGAUUUUUUUAUUGGCUCAUUUUUUGAUGUGUUAUUCUACAGCAUUUUCGAUCUUAACAAAUUAUAAAAUAUAAGCUAGGAUGUAUAUUUUGAAUUGCUUAGCUUAGAAUUUCAGACUUUACAAAACUUUUUAGAAAAAUAAAUUUCCAGCAAUGUCUUACAAAUGAGAAUUAAACAAUAGUUGGCUGAAAUUAAAGACAUUUCUAUAUGGUUUAGUCUGUAAAAUAAGGAUUUAAUUUCAACAUUUGAAUAAUAUCAUUUGCGAUAAGACAAUAAAAGAAUUUGUUCUGCUCUAUAUCGAUUAAUAUUGCUUCGUAAGUAGGAUUCAAAAAUGAAGGAUUUAGCAAAAAAAUAUUAAAAAAUAUAUGAAUGA
This is a messenger RNA of Paramecium tetraurelia, 3372 nucleotides long. RefSeq lists its product as uncharacterized. The record is from RefSeq and is a predicted model, not a curated record. The transcript is spliced from 7 exons. NCBI's taxonomy places the organism in Eukaryota, Ciliophora, Oligohymenophorea, Peniculida, Parameciidae.